AUGUAUCUAGAUGAUCCAUCUUCUAUAGAUUACCUCAUCUCAGUUGAUGAUCACCUCGCCGCCGUAUCUAUCAAGCCACUAAAGUCAAGUAUUCUCCUUUUUGACAGUGUCUAACUAAUAAGUAUCCUGGUAAACCAAAUGAAUAGUCAUGGAUGGGUACCCCUUGUCCAAUUUGGACGAUGUGUAAAGCUAUUUUGAAUGGCACACUCGAUCCAGUUAACCUGUGUGCUCACGGAAAUAGUCGUGUGACAUAACUGUGCAGAGCUUUAAAGUUGAAUGCAACUUUGGCCGCCUCGUUCCAAAACCAGAUACACACAUUCAAAAUGUUUCUUGGUUCGAGAUUGUCUCGAAUCCGACGACAUAGACUCUCCGAUGCUUGUGUCAUGUCGAAUGGAAUUUUCGAGUGUUCUUUUUCGAUUUGAAUCGUCAUCCUUUUUCUCAUGCCGCCUCGUUUCAGUCAUUUUUCGGACGCUGAGAAUGACAUGCAACUCAUGUCCUCUACGAUCCUAACUGACUCCGGAGUUUAACGAAUGGUCAUCCGGUUGAUUUUUUCCUCGUUGCUACAUUUUGAGCUCCUAUGUUAUUAAUGUCUCCAAUAAAUGAUCAGCACGCAAAUG
Molecule: messenger RNA, 617 nt
Organism: Caenorhabditis elegans
Lineage: Eukaryota; Metazoa; Nematoda; Chromadorea; Rhabditida; Rhabditidae
Source: the annotation of a RefSeq genome assembly